This is a messenger RNA of Ornithorhynchus anatinus (platypus), 2958 nucleotides long. It is a transcript of the gene SF3B2, whose product is annotated as splicing factor 3b subunit 2. Lineage: Eukaryota; Metazoa; Chordata; Mammalia; Monotremata; Ornithorhynchidae. The coding region runs from base 34 to 2772 and encodes 912 amino acids. The transcript has 22 exons. The record is from RefSeq and is a predicted model, not a curated record. Gene Ontology annotation, biological process: mRNA splicing, via spliceosome. Gene Ontology annotation, cellular component: catalytic step 2 spliceosome; U12-type spliceosomal complex; nucleus.
UGCGCGGCCGCGGUUCCCGAAGCCGCCGCGAAGAUGGCGACCGAGCACCCCGAGGCCCCCAAGGCGGGAGAGCUCCAGCUGCCGCCGCCGCCGCCGCCCCCGCCGCCGCCCCCGCCGCCCCCGCCCGCCCCCUACGCCGCCUGGCCCGUCCCCGACCUGCAGGCCAAGCUCGCGGACAUCGGGGCGCCCGUCCAGGGAAGCCGCGAGGAGCUGGUGGAGAGGCUGCAGAGCUACACCCGACAGACGGGCAUCGUGCUCAACCGCCCGGUCCUGAGGGGCGAGGAUGGAGACAAAGCCAUACCACCCCCCAUGGCUGCCCAGCUCUCUGGGAUACCUCUGCCCCCGCCCCCCAUGGGGCUCCCCCCUCUGCAGCCGCCCCCGCCGCCCCCGCCGCCCCCUCCGGGUCUCGGACUCGGUUUCCCCAUGGGAGUGGGGCCCCGGCCCCCCGGCCUGGUGCCCCCGCCUCCCAUUCGGGUGGGGGAUCCGGUGGCCCUGUCAGAGGAGGACAGGCUGAAGCUGGCCCAGCAGCAGGCGGCGUUGCUGAUGCAGCAGGAGGAGCGAGCCAAGCAGGAGAGAGCCAAGCAGGGAGAACACUCCAUGAAGGAACAUGAGCUCUUGGAACAGCAGAAGCGGGCGGCCGUGCUGUUGGAACAGGAGCGCCAGCAGGAGAUGGCCAAGAUGGUGGCCCCGGUUCCCCGGCCCCCUCCAGACAUGGUCCCCAUGGGAGUCCGAACUCCCAUGGUCCCCCGGGCCGGUGGGCCUGUGGGUCCUGUUGGCCCGCCGCUCCCUGGGGUCCCCAUGGGAGCCCCGGUACCAAGGCCCCGUGGCCCCCCGCCUCCCCCGGGAGAAGAAAACCGAGAGGUGGACGACCCCACCGUGGGGCCCAAGAUCCCCCAGGUUUUGGAGAAGAUCCUCCAGCUGAAAGAGAUCAGGCAGGAAGAGCUGACCUCCGUGCACGACGAAGAGGACAUGGAGACAGACACCAGGUCAUCCCUGGCGGCCUCCACCUCAGAGACCGAGGACGACACAGCCUCCCUGUCCAAGAAAGAGAAGAACCGGAAGCGUCGGAACCGGAAGAAGAAGAAGAAGCCGCAGAAGGCGGCCGGGGGGCGGGCGGCGGCGGCCUCGGAGGGGGAGAAGGAGUCGGCCAAGGCGCGGGCCCCCGAGCCGCCGGCCGCGGCCGUGGAGAUCGAGUACGUGACCGAAGAGCCGGAGAUCUACGAGCCCAACUUCGUCUUCUUCAAGAGGAUCUUCGAGGCCUUCAAGCUGACGGACGACGUGAAGAAAGAAAAGGAGAAGGAGCCCGAGAAGUCGGACAAGCUGGAAAGCUCGGCGGCCCCCAAGAAGAAGGGCUUCGAGGAAGAGCGCAAGGACAGCGACGACGACAGUAGUGACGACGAACAGGAGAAGAAACCAGAAGCUCCCAAGCUGUCUAAGAAGAAGUUACGGAGAAUGAAUCGCUUCACGGUGGCGGAACUCAAGCAGCUGGUGGCCCGGCCCGACGUGGUGGAGAUGCACGACGUGACGGCCCAGGACCCCAAGCUGCUGGUCCACCUGAAGGCCACGCGCAAUUCGGUCCCGGUGCCCCGGCACUGGUGUUUCAAGCGCAAGUACCUGCAGGGCAAGCGGGGCAUCGAGAAGCCGCCCUUCGAGCUGCCAGACUUCAUCAAGCGCACGGGCAUCCAGGAGAUGCGCGAGGCCCUGCAGGAGAAGGAGGAGCAGAAGACCAUGAAGUCCAAGAUGCGGGAGAAGGUGCGGCCCAAGAUGGGGAAGAUCGACAUCGACUACCAGAAGUUGCACGACGCCUUCUUCAAGUGGCAGACCAAGCCCAAGCUGACCAUCCACGGAGACCUGUAUUACGAGGGGAAAGAGUUCGAGACCCGCUUAAAGGAGAAGAAGCCAGGAGACCUGUCGGACGAGCUGCGGAUCGCGUUGGGCAUGCCCGUGGGACCGAACGCCCACAAGGUUCCUCCGCCGUGGCUGAUUGCCAUGCAGCGGUACGGACCGCCGCCCUCGUACCCAAACCUCAAGAUCCCGGGACUCAACUCCCCCAUCCCUGAGGGCUGCUCCUUCGGCUACCACGCCGGCGGCUGGGGCAAGCCCCCCGUGGACGAGACCGGGAAGCCGCUCUACGGGGACGUGUUCGGAACCAACGCCACCGAGUUCCAGACCAAGACCGAGGAGGAGGAGAUUGACCGCACCCCCUGGGGGGAGCUGGAACCGUCAGAUGAGGAGUCGUCGGAGGAGGAGGAGGAGGAGGAGAGCGACGAGGACAAGCCGGACGAGACGGGCUUCAUCACCCCCGCGGACAGUGGUCUCAUCACCCCCGGAGGCUUCUCGUCAGUGCCGGCUGGAAUGGAGACCCCCGAGCUCAUCGAACUGAGGAAGAAGAAGAUCGAGGAGGCCAUGGAUGGCAGCGAGACGCCCCAGCUGUUCACCGUGCUGCCGGAGAAGAGGACGGCCACGGUCGGAGGCGCCAUGAUGGGCUCGACCCACAUUUAUGACAUGUCCACGGUGAUGAGCCGCAAGGGCCCGGCCCCCGAGCCGCAAGGAGUGGAGGUGGCCCUGGCCCCCGAGGAGUUGGAGCUGGACCCCAUGGCUAUGACGCAGAAGUACGAGGAGCACGUGCGGGAGCAGCAGGCCCAGGUGGAGAAGGAGGACUUCAGCGACAUGGUAGCCGAGCACGCCGCCAAGCAGAAGCAGAAGAAGCGGAAGGCCCAGCCUCAGGACAGCCGGGGCGGCAGCAAGAAGUACAAGGAGUUCAAGUUUUAGCUUUCCUUCUGCCUCGAACAUUCGCUCCCCCCUCCCCUCCCCGGGAGGCCAAUAGCCUGGACACCUGCCUCUCAUUCUCCGUUCCCGGUUCCCCAGGGCCUGGUCCCCUGCCGUUUCGGGAGACUCGCCUUCAGUUUCCUGUUCUUAUAAUGGAUUUGUUUUGUAAAUAAAGCCGUGCCAGUGACA